AUGGAUCGGAACGAGCCGAGUGCGCGGGGUGGAGACGACGAAGAUCAUCCCUUUGUCUCGUCUGUGGGAGGUGAAGAAUCUAAUAAUGAAUCAUCUCUGAUUGGUGAAGAUGCCUCCAUUAAUCUGGAGCUAUGUGAGAUUCCUAAAUCUGAGGAAGAGAACGUUGUGCUUGAGGAGAAUGACGAAUCUUCUGAGGAAAUAUCGGAGGAGGUUGAUUCUUCUGCUAGUGUCGCUCUGCUUGGUGAUAGUAGUGUUGAAUUAGGUGAUGAGUCGAUGCUUGGAAGAGAAGCUUCUUUUGAGGUUGGAGAAAGCUCAACGAGUAAGAAGAAGAAGAAGAAGAAGAAGAAGAAGAAGAAGAAGAAGAAUAAGAGUGGAAGGAAUGAACAUGAAGAAGAUGAAAAAGUUCCUAAACAUGUUCUAAAGAUCCGAGAGAGACUUGCGAGGCGGGAAGCUGCGGAAGAGAAGAAGAGGAAGGAAGAAGAAGAGAAACUGAGGAAGGAAGAAGAGGAGCGCCGCGCAGAGGAAGAGCGAGAGAAGGAAGCUGAAGAGGCUAAACAGAGGAAAAAGCAAAGAAGCAAGGAGAAACUGCUGAAGAAGAAGCAAGAGGGCGGGUGUCUAACAGAAAAGCAGAAGAGAGAUAAGUCUUUCAAGAACAAGGUUUUAUCAAAUGUAUCUGGAAGUCUUCUUCUGGCAGAUCAUAAAAACGGCGAAUCCUCAAAGCGUCCCGUUUAUGCCAACAAGAGAAAACCAGCUCAUCGCGCAAAAGCAAACGACUCUGCUUCUGUCCAGGUGAAAGAUGAUGGAGAAACAAAGAAGAAUCAUGCACAUGAACCAACUACUUUUGUGCAACAAGCAGCUGCUGAUGUAACACAGAAGAAUGAUGAUGAUUGGGAAGCAAAAAGUGGGGACUCUGUUGAUUCCAACAUGAUGUGUGAUUAUGAUGAUGAGAAAGAAGAACCUCAGCCUGUAGUUGAGGAAGAGUUUAAAGACACUGCAUCAAAGGCUGAAGUUGCAGGCAAUCCAACAACUUCUGCCAAAAAUGCCAUGCCAAAAGAUGGUUCUGGCUCAGUAGUGAAUGAAGAAAGGGAAGAAAAUCUUCGCUCUCCUAUUUGCUGCAUCAUGGGUCAUGUUGAUACUGGUAAGACGAAGCUGUUGGACUGCAUCAGAGGAACACAUGUUCAGGAAGGCGAAGCUGGAGGUAUUACGCAACAGAUUGGUGCAACGUAUUUCCCUGCGGAAAACAUCCUCGAGAGGACCAAGGAGUUGAAAGCUGAUGCAAAACUUAAGGUGCCAGGUCUGUUGGUUAUUGACACGCCUGGGCACGAGUCGUUCACGAAUCUUCGGUCAAGGGGUUCGAACCUGUGUGACAUUGCGAUUCUAGUGGUUGACAUAAUGCAUGGUCUAGAGCCACAAACCAUCGAGUCUCUGAAUCUUUUGAGGAGGAGGAACACAGAGUUCAUUGUUGCCUUGAAUAAGGUUGAUAGGCUAUUUGGGUGGAAAAAAUGCAAGAAUGCUCCUAUCAGGAAAGCAAUGAAGCAGCAAUCGGUAGAUGUGGUUAAUGAAUUUAACAGGAGGGUCACUGAGGUUAUAACCCAGUUCAAAGAACAAGGACUCAACACUGAGCUUUAUUACAAGAACAGAGAAAUGGGAGAAACUUUCAGUAUUGUUCCUACUAGCGCUAUUAGUGGGGAAGGGAUUCCAGAUCUGUUGCUGUUGUUGGUUAAGUGGGCUGAGAAAUCGAUGGUAGAGAAACUCACAUAUGUUGACAAAGUUCAGUGUACCGUCCUUGAGGUCAAAGUUAUCGAAGGCCAUGGUACAACGAUCGAUGUUGUUUUGGUCAACGGUGUACUCCACGAAGGGGAUCAAAUCGUUGUUUGUGGGACACAGGAGCCAAUCGUAACAAGUAUUAGAUCUUUAUUGACUCCUCAACCAUUGAAAGAAAUACGGGUGAAGGGUACAUAUAUGCAUCAUAAAGAAGUAAAAGCUGCACAAUGUAUCAAGAUCACUGCACAGGGUCUUGAACACGCCGUUGCUGGUACUGCCUUGCAUGUGAUUGGACCUGGUGAGGAUGUGGAAGAAGCCAAGAAAACAGCAAUGGAAGAUAUGAAGUCAGUCAUGAGCCGGAUUGACAAAAGUGGUGAAGGAGUAUAUGUACAAGCUUCUACAUUAGGGUCUUUGGAAGCAUUGCUCGAGUUCUUGAAGUCCCCGGAUGUACAAAUACCUGUCCGUGGUAUUGGGAUAGGACCUGUGCACAAGAAAGAUAUCAUGAAGGCCGGCGCAAUGCUAGAGAAGAGAAAAGAGUACGCUACGGUUUUGGCUUUUGACGUGAAAGUGACCACGGAGGCUCGGGAACUUGCGGACAAAAUGGGAGUGAAAAUCUUCUGCGCUGAUAUCAUCUACCAUCUGUUCGAUCAGUUUAAGGUUUACAUCAAGGGUAUCAAAGAGGAGAAGAAGAAAGAAACAGCGAGCGAAGUAGUUUUCCCAUGUGUGCUUAAGAUUUUACCGGACGGCGUUAUUAAAUCUAAAGACCCAAUCAUUUUGGGAGUGAAUGUCAUCGAUGGUAUACUCAAGGUUGGAACUCCUAUCUGCAUUCUCAAGAAGAUUGAGAAUUCAACAGAGUUUAUGGAUAUCGGUCGCAUUGGAUCUAUUCAGAUCAACAAUCAGCCACUUGACUAUGCAAAGAAAGGCCAGGAGGUGGCGAUUAAGAUUGAUUCUAACCAUGGAGAACAGAAAACGUUUGGGAGGCACUUUGGCUCAGAUGACAAGCUUAUCAGUCAUAUUUCUAGGCGAUCCAUAGACGUACUCAAAACAAGUUACCGGGAUGAAAUAUCUGAAGACGAGUGGAAGCUUGUUUCGAAACUUGAGAAGUUGUUCAAGAUUCUUUAG
Microthlaspi erraticum is the source of this 2886-nucleotide messenger RNA. The record is from the annotation of a GenBank genome assembly. NCBI's taxonomy places the organism in Eukaryota, Viridiplantae, Streptophyta, Magnoliopsida, Brassicales, Brassicaceae.